AUGGCGACUUCAGCCAACCUUCCGCCUGGUGCUAUCCCGGCCAACGGCAUGAACGACCCUUUCACUGGAGGCAAUCCUGGCCCACUAAGAUAUGCCUCGCUUGAUACAGACCAGCUUUCGAUAUAUUCUACAAAUUCUCCAUCACACGCGAAGAGAGCCCUGGAGGCGCACUUACGCGACACCGACCGUCGGAUUCAGGAUGCUUCGCGCUUAGGAACUACUCUGGUACAGCAGCGGAAGGAGUUGAAUGCGAGGCUAGAGGAUAUCAAGCAGGUCCAGCAAGAUGAUGAGGUGCCUGCAGAUCUCCGCAAGAAGCUCGCCGAGCUGGAGAAGGAGUACAAUGAGGUGGGGAAGGAGUCAGCGAGAGCAUUUCUGCCCAAGUCCCGAGCACCACCGCUUGGCAAUGAGAAUGGCGAAACACCCACAGUACUCAGCGGACAAGCCAGAGAAUCGCCGACCAAGGUCUCUGCGCCAUCCAGACGACAACGUAACCAGCCUAAUAAUCGUGUCCACGACAUUGAAUUUGCAACGGAAAUUAGUACUUCCUUGCUUGCCCAAGUCAGGCAAUUACAGACGGCCCUUGCGGAGAAGGACGAUGCACUCAAGGAGACCACUUCGGCAAAGCUGCAGCUGGAGUCUGAGGCAGCGGGUUUGGUUGCGCGGAUUAAGCAGAUGGAUGAGCAUGAGCAGAGAUACAAGGAUGAGAAUUGGAAUCUUGAGAUGAAACUUCAGGAGCUGGAGGGCAGUCUCAGAGAUACCACGGACAAGCACGAUCGGUUGCAUCAGACACUCAAGUCUACUCAGACUGAGCAUACAGGCGCUCAGAGGGAGCUAGACGAGCUGCGCGUGUCACACGAUAAAUUGAGCGAGGAUCAGGCGCUUGUCAAGAGACAGCAGGAGGGUGAUAUACACACGCUUCGAAGAGACGUGGCCAAUCAUCAGACUGAAAAUGAGACAUUGCACAAGAGAGUCACCGAGCUCACGAUGCAGAACACCGAGCUUGCACGAGCGGUCUCCUCGAACUGGAAUCAGCGUGGCCAAGCAUAUGAUAGCGAGCUCGUAUUAGCCACCGAAGACAUGAGCGACGGCGAUGCUUCACCUGAGCACUCUGUGCCUGUGUCGCCUGUGAAGGGUACACCGGGCCAUGGCAUGCUCGAGUCCGAGACGUUGCGAUCGAGUCUCAACCACGCUCAUAGGAUGAUCCAGAAUCUCAAGAAUAACAUCCACAGGGAGAAGACUGAAAAGAUCGAGCUCAAGCGCAUGCUCCAGGACGCCCGGGACGAGGUCGAAGCACGACGAGGUGAGACUGGCGCCGGUGCCAGCAUGGCGAAGAAGCGCAAGGGUGAAGUGGAGAACAAGAACAAGAAGCCUACGCGACUUGGUGGUCUUGGUGCCAACAGGAAUAGCACGACCGAGAUCAUGGAGGAUGAGCCGGAUUGGGAAGAUCAUGAGGGCGAGAGAACACCCAGCAAGUCUCAUUUCGCUCCCAUGGCCGGCGGCGCACUUGCUGGAGCUGUUGGAGUGGCUGCUUUCGAUCACGCCUCAUUCGGUGAAGAGAGCAGCACCACGGAUGCCUUUGAGACGGCUAAUGAGAAGGAGAGCACAGAGUUCGAGACUAGUAACGAGGGCCGUUCGGAUGGCGAGGGCGAUCUGACUGAAACUGAAAGUGGUCUCAACCGCUCUAGCAAUAGCCGCCCAUCUCUUUCUAGCGCUAAGGCUGGCGACAGACGGUCAUACAUGUCCACUGCUUCGACAUCAGCCGAUGAAGACGAUGAGAUCCGCACACCUGUUCCAGCGGUACAACCGAAGUACAAGCUUCGCAUGGGUCGUGGUGGAAACAGACGCUCGGGACGCGCCAGCGACAUCAUGAGCGAUAGCCCGAACUUCGCAAACAGCCCUUCUUCAAGCAACGGUACACCACAACCCGCUGGUCAAAGCCUUGGCGACGAGCUCGACGCUCUCGACGAUGAUAGCACGGAGGGGACACCGAGUCGCAUCCUCGAUGAUCCUGCGACUUCACCUGCGACGGAGCGACAGCGCAGCCUUGAGUUGGAGUCACCGGCGACAGCUGGAGAUGCGGGGACUGCCAACGAAGCAGAGUAUGAGCCGGAAAUCAGCAGCCCAACCAUGAGUCCCGGACACGCGCCUGCACAUGGCGAACAAGAAGAAAUGGCUUACCAGGCCAAUGUUGCCAUGCUUGCACAUGAAUUUGCAGUCAAGAAGGCUGGUAUGGUAGAUGCUGGUAUGAUGACUGAGCCUUGGGGGCCGGCGGUGCAGUCUUCCGCUGAAAAGCAUACCAUCCGUGAUCGCGCUACUGAGAUUGUGGGAGGUGCGCUUGCUGGCUUUGGGCUUGGGAGUCUGGCCAAGAGUCAUCACGAUGACAAAGACGCUGGGGAGCAUGUAGAGCCUGGUGCUGAGAAGGAUGUGCCUGAGAUCACGAGGACGGAGGCACCUUCCCAGGCCCAAGUUCUUGUCAAGAAAGCGUCUCACGACGACGAGGCACCGGACGCGGAAGACGUUGCGGCCGCCGCUGCUGUGCCCAUGGUACCAAGUCAUGCUUCUGCCGCAGUCGAUCCUGCUAAGGCCCUAUCGCGAGAGAACUCUGAGAUACCGGACACCUCAGCCACCGUGCUCAAAGAGCAAAAGUCCCUCGCAAGCAUGUUUACCGAGAUCAGAGCUCCUGUAAUACCCUUCCAGCAGUCGAUGAUCAUCUCGCAGGAAACGGAACCGAUUACGCCUCAGCUGCCUGAACAGAUACGGGCUCCUGCGCCCAUUCAGAGACAAGCUGCUCAGCCCGAAACGCCGCACAAGGCUGCUGCCCCGUUGGCUGUACAAGGCCAUGAAGCGCAGAACCUCAACUACGCGUCUGUUGACGCUCAGCACUUCGAGCCUAUCGGAGCGCAAGGGCCACUCACGCCUCUUUUGCCGAAGCGUAGCUCGCGGAGACUAGACAUGCUGUACGACGAUGAGGAGCCAGAGGCGGGUCUUCCAGACAUGUCCUCGCGUGAGAUCCCUGGCACCGACUUUGCAAGACCAGGUGCAGCCUUCUUUGCCAUGGCACCUCCGCUAUUGAAGCGGACGCGAUCGCAGAGCCACCCGGCCCUACCUUCCAGGCUGGAGAAUGACCGCGACCUCAUCGAGCCGAAGGUGUUUGGUGGUGUUCGGUCUGGCUCAAGCGGUAUCCCUACGCUCAUCUUCGGUGACGACGAUGAUACUCGCGAGGAGCCGCAUGAUUUCCUGGUGCCAAGCUCAGCUAACACCAUGCCUCCCCACGAGCGCUCUAUCUCGAACGAUAGCAUGAUACCAGUGACCAAGCCUCUGCAAGUCAAGAAGCCGAUGGUGGAUGAGAGCUCACAGACGAUGGUGUCUGGCACUGAGAUCGAUGAUAUGCUGCGCAACAAGAGUCGCACGUCAUCUAUGACCGAUGGCGGCUAUUUCCCUGGUAAGUCGACCACACCAACGCGUCGUUCGAUCGAUGGCGCGGUACUCAAUGAUGCUCUACUGGGUCGCGGACCUAGACGACCAGCAAGUGCAGGCAGCAUGCGCAACAAGGGAGCUAUAGCGGUACCUCCGCCACUUCCCGAAGAUUCCACCGCUCGUAUCACAGCUGCACAGCACCACCCUACUUCUUCUGGGUCGGCCACGGCUGGUUCGAUGGGUCCACCGAUCAUGCCGGCUUCAGCAUACAAGUCCAGCAGGCCAAAGACACCCGUCGACCGCGCAGCCGAGCGCCAAAUGUCUCGUGACGGCACAACACCUCGCCCGAUCCGACACCGUGAUAGUAGAAACGCUGUACCCGGGUCUGCCGGCGUGUCUCGACGCGGCUCUGUAUCAUCCUUUGCAUCAGAGCUCGACGAGCGCUUUAACAUUGGGCGGGGCGAUCUGAUGUAUCCGAGCGACGUUGUGCCCGCUACAGAUCCACGCAUGAUUCAGGCUAUUACCCAGACCAUGAUUGGUGAGUACCUGUGGAAAUACACACGCAAAGCUGGAAGGAGCGAGACUUCUACUACGAGACAUCGACGGUUCUUCUGGGUGCACCCGUAUACGCGGACGCUAUACUGGAGUGAGAAGGAUCCGAGUACGGCUGGUAGAGACGUGCUGAAGGCGAAGAGUAUGGCGAUACAAUCUGUACGCGUCAUUACUGAUGACAAUACCAACCCGCCUGGUCUCCACCGAAAGUCUAUCGUGGUGGUAACACCGGGUCGGGAAAUCGUGUUCACGGCACCUACUGGCCAACGCCACGAGACAUGGUUCAACGCCCUUUCAUACCUCCUCCUUCGCACAGAGCAGGAGAAGAAAGAAGCAGAUGACACUUUUGACGAAGCGGAACUGGGGGAGUUCAACCCCGGUUUCAGCAUCCGCCGAAGUAUCAGUCGUAUGACGGGUCGCGAUCAUAGCCAGAGCAGACAGAGUCUGAGCAGCUAUAACAGCCGUGGGACACGCGCGAGUAGUCCUCGCCGUGCUGAGGCACCAGCUAAUAGCUUGACGCAACGACAGUCAAACGCAGCUCUGAAGACAAAGACCGCGCCGGCAGCUGCAGCUGCCUCUACCCUGGCUCCGCCGGCGGCGGCAAGCACUCAGAAGUCCGACACGGACCCACGAACAAGCACAAUGCGCAGUGAUCGGGGCAGCUUCUCGGGUCGACUGAGCUCGCUGGCGAGUAGAUUCCGUCCCGGGAGCAGUCAACGCGGAAGCUUCUCAACAACACGUGGACACAGUUCCUUCGGCGGCCGCACAGGCGAUCCGGCCGAGAUCUACGAUGCUAGUGUUGUAAGCGACAGUGCGGAAGACUUGCGGAAUGUGAUCGAGAGGCAGGAGAAGGAGGCGGACCGGUUGGAGAAUGUGAGGGCUUGUUGUGAUGGUAAACACGACGUGGGUUCCAUAUCACGCAGUGGCCGUCACUCGAGUUUCGGGAAUAGAUUUGGGAGUGGGAGUCAUCCUCACGCUCAUACACAUGCUCAACCCCGAGCAGAGCCUAUCAAGUCUUCGCAGCGACCUAGGAGGGGCGAAUGA
Recurvomyces mirabilis is the source of this 5013-nucleotide messenger RNA. RefSeq lists its product as uncharacterized. Gene Ontology annotation, biological process: microtubule cytoskeleton organization; maintenance of protein location in cell cortex. The transcript is spliced from 2 exons. NCBI's taxonomy places the organism in Eukaryota, Fungi, Ascomycota, Dothideomycetes, Mycosphaerellales, Teratosphaeriaceae. Gene Ontology annotation, cellular component: cell cortex; mitochondrion. Gene Ontology annotation, molecular function: phospholipid binding; tubulin binding. The record is from RefSeq and is a predicted model, not a curated record. The coding region runs from base 1 to 5013 and encodes 1670 amino acids.